UGCAAAUUGGAUGUAGUAAAAUGCUGGUGACAUUUAGCAGCAUCUUCUGCUGCUGUUUGUCCUUGAGCGUCAUAUCGCAUGCCUUCAUUUUGGAUAGCUUUCCCGAUUGUUCACUAGCCGAAAUUCGCCAACAUUGCAAUGAUAGAGCUGUUCAAUGCAAACGACUAAAUCAAUUAAGUGGCCGUAGAUACUAUUGUACAUGCGAACCUGGCUUUCAUGGAAAUAGUUGUGACCAAGGUUCAUCGCGUACCUCGACGUUGGCGCCAACAGCUGCAACACAAGCGGUCCAGACAACAACAACGAAAACCGACCCUCAAGUCAACCAGUUUUGCAACAAGUACUCAGUUGUAGUUGAUUUGUCACAUGGCCAGCCCGUAUCCAAUGGUUUUGCUCCAAAAUGCCCGUCCGGAUCGUUUGCUUCGACAGAAGCUUUUGUUUUAAACAAUUGCAAUGUAAGCCCCUGA
Molecule: messenger RNA, 464 nt
Organism: Mya arenaria
Lineage: Eukaryota; Metazoa; Mollusca; Bivalvia; Myida; Myidae
Exons: 5
Coding region: 21-464 (147 amino acids)
Source: RefSeq, a predicted model, not a curated record